AUGUUCUCUAACAUCAUCCGCUCGGAACAACGACAUGGGGGAGACACAGUGACAGUCACCGAUCCUCGAACCCUCACCGAGCUAUGGCCGGUCUCAGUGGCCACGGAGAACGACUUAGACGAGGCGGUACAGGCAGCCCGUGAGGCCUUCCCCAUCUGGAAAGCCCGGCCUCUGGAAGAUCGACAGCAAUGUCUGCACCGGAUAGCAGAUGAGCUGGAGAAUCGACAAGACGAGCUCCGUCCUAUUCUUUUCCAAGGAGUCAGGCAAGUCGAGAUUCUGGCGAAUAUUGAGAUUGACGAUGCCUUGCGGUUCUUCCGGUUGGAUCCGUCCGAAUUGUCUCCACGUAUGGGCGUGGUCGGCGCCAUAUGCCCGUGGAACUUCCCGCUGGUGCUGGCGGUGGCCAAGAUAGCAGCAGCCCUGGUGAUGGGCAACUGUGUGAUCGUAAAGCUCUCCCCAAUGACCCCGUACGCGACUCUGAAAUUCGUCGAAUAUGCACUAGAUCUCCUUCCCAAGGGGGUACUCCAGGCGCUAAAUGGGAGCAACGAGGUCGGGGCGCGCAUGACCACCCAUCCGGGCAUCGACAAGAUCAGCUUCACCGAUUUCACCGCCACAGGCUGCCGUAUAGCAGAAAGCGCGGGGCGGUCGCUCAAGCGCGUGACCCUGGAGCUCGGGGGCAACGAUGCCAACAUCGUCUGCGCUGAUAUCGAAGUGGACGAGGUAGCCGCCCGAGUGGCCCAGGGGUGCUUUUUUUAUGCGGGUCAGAUGUGUGUGGCCAUCAAGCGAGUCUACGUCCACCGCGACAUCCUGCUGCAGUUCCGCUCCGCCUUCAUCGCUGCAGUUCAAAAGAUCGUCAUCGACCGCGCGGCCGAGCACUCCCCGCUAUUCAGCCCGCUGCAGAAUCGCAUGCAGUACCAGAUUGUUCAAGACUUCCUCGCUGAUAGCGCCAAACAAGCCCACACCUUCUCUGUGGGCGGCCCCGAUCGCGACGAGGAACCGCUGCCGGGGCUGUACAUUUCCCCAACCGUGGUGGACCGUCCGCCCGACAAUGCCCGCAUUGUCCAGGAAGAACAUCUUGGGCCCAUUAUCCCCAUUCUUGAGUGGUUCGACGAGGCCGAGCUCAUUUGUCGCGUGAAUGCCACCGAGAGCGGGUUGGGUGCCUGUGUUUGGGCGCUCGAUAUGGCGACGGCGAAGUGCAUUGCACGCCAGCUGGAGGUCGGAACGGUAUGGCUCAAUAAAAGUGGAAUCGGAGGUGAAUGGGGAUGUCAGGGUCUGCUGUCAUACUGCCAUACUCAAACCCUUUAG
Aspergillus aculeatinus CBS 121060 is the source of this 1302-nucleotide messenger RNA. Its product is annotated as ALDH-like protein. NCBI's taxonomy places the organism in Eukaryota, Fungi, Ascomycota, Eurotiomycetes, Eurotiales, Aspergillaceae. The transcript is spliced from 4 exons. Bases 1 to 1302 code for a protein of 433 amino acids. The record is from RefSeq and is a predicted model, not a curated record. Gene Ontology annotation, molecular function: aldehyde dehydrogenase (NAD+) activity.